Naegleria gruberi is the source of this 1506-nucleotide messenger RNA. RefSeq lists its product as uncharacterized. The record is from RefSeq and is a predicted model, not a curated record. Lineage: Eukaryota; Heterolobosea; Eutetramitea; Acrasida; Naegleriidae. The coding region runs from base 1 to 1506 and encodes 501 amino acids. The transcript has 2 exons.
AUGUCAGCUCAACCUCACGAAGAUAUUAUUAUAGAUCAGAGUCUUGAAGACCUUCUUCCAAUUGUUAUUACAGAAUAUGAUGCCAUCUCUAGAAAGGGUAUACAAUCAUCUUUCCUAGCUAGAGAUUUGGUUAGAAUGUACGAUAAAAUUACCUUCUACAAGCACAAUAAUACGGAAUUAGACUUGACUCUAUACAAUAAUAUAAUUUCAACUUCAAGUGCUACUUCUAAUAAUACUGAUGGAGAUGCUAAUAAUAAUAGUAAAGAAGGUACACAAAUUAAUGAUGAAAAUAAUCAUACUGACAACAAGCCUAAUAAGAAUGACGAUGAAGCUGUUGUUGAAAUUAUUGAAGGAAAUCAACAACAAUCGGUCAAUACUACUUCAACUAAUGGAACAUCUUCUGAAAAUCUUGUUGCAGAAACUCCUAAUAUUGUGGCCGAAUCUUCAAAUAAUUCGAAAGUCAAAACACCAACCGAUGAUGUGUCAACAAGUGUUGCAACCACACCAUCCAAAGAAAAAUCAAUUCCUAUUUCAUCUCCUUCUGGUGUAUCAUCUCCAACAAAGAAAGAUGUUGAAAUUAUUGUGUUACCAUCUAAUCAACAAGUAGAAAAGAUUGACCACCAAAGAAUUACAGAUUUAGUAUAUAAUGAAUUUGAAAAGGAUGAAUUUACACACUUCCCUCACAAUAAUUCAAGUCUAGAUGAUCCAGAUAGAAGUGAUCAACUCUUUGUAGAUAUUUUGAACUUACUUUCCAAAUCAUUUGCUUUCAAACAAUCGGUUCCAUGUCAGCCAAUUUUGAGUUUGAAAGAAUUCAAGGAAAUUGUUGUGAGCAAGGCAGUUCAAAAUUAUGUGAGCAGUCUUUUAGAAGGAAAAUUCGGUGAUAAUCAUCCAGUUGUCAAAUAUUUAACACUUGUAGAUCAGGCAUUCGUAGUUUCCCUUUUGGGACACUUUGCCGAAGCUCUAUUCUUUACCAAAACUCCAAUUAGAUUUAAGGAUAUUAGAGGAACUUGGAGAAUUGAUGUCAGACUGUAUCAAGAUAAGAUUUCAAUGGUUCACAGAAGAACUGAACAAAUGUUAAAACCUCUAGGAAAUACCAUGCUAAAGAACUUGUUCCAAUUCAGUUGGCAAGUUGAAAUUAUCUAUGAUUCUUAUUCAUUGGAACAAAUUGGCGCUGUGCAUGUAUCGUUAUUGGAAGUAGAUUGGGCCUCAUAUGAUGAAAGUUUAGGAAUGAAUCAAAAACAAAAAGAUGAAAUGCAAAAAUUAUUCAUUAGAAUGUUUUCAAAGAGUAAGGCAGACAGCAAGUUACCUGUUAAAAUAAGCAUGGUCGAUAUUUCUCUAAAACAUGUUCGAUUACUAGUUAAGGAAUUGAGGCAACAAUCUAAAAAACUUGUCAAACCAAAUUCGGAAACCUCCUCAGAUAACAAAAGCUGGUUCUCUAGCAUUUUCACUAGUCCAGAGUCAGAGGAUGAUCCUUUCACUUUCGUAUCCAGCAGUAAGAAGAAAUAA